UCCAGAGGUUAAUAAAACUGACCCUCGGGCUCAGGAGCAAAGUCACAAGAACCCCCCCGUCCGAAGCUGAACAUCAACACCACCAUGCCCAAGAAAGCAGGAAGAAAAGGCAGCAGCACUCCAGAAGAAACCCUGCAGUCAUAUGAGCCAAAUAUCCCUGAACCGACUACCAGAGCUGACUUCAUGAAAUACUGGCUCCCCGUGUCCCUGGAUGAUAAAACUGCACAGAAGCUGUUGUGGAUUUCUGAGGGAGGCUCCAAGGUGGCUCGAACCUCGGACGCUGUCUGUCCUUACCCCAACAGGCCAGAGCGAUAUGAGCACUCUCCACAGGUGCUGAGCAAGCAGGGGCUGCAGGGCCAGCGCGGCUACUGGGAGGUGGACUACGAGGGCUGGGUGGUGAUCGGGCUGGUGUCGGAGAGCGCGCCCCGGAAGGGCCCGGAUCCCUGCGGCAUCGGGGAGAACGGCGGCUCCUGGGGCGUGGGCUGGUGCGGCUCCUGCUACCAGGUCUGGCACAACAGCGAGAACGUGGACGUGACGCUGGCGUCCACGCCCACCAUGGGCGUGUACGUGGACCAGCCCGCCGGCGUCAUCCAGUUCCUCUCCGUGGGAGGGGACAGCGAGAGGGAGGUCACGCUCAUCCACAGGUUCCAGGCCGGCUUCAAGGAGAAAGUGUUCCCGGCGUUCUGGGUCGGCACAAAUUCAUUCUGUCUCAUCCGGAAAAAAGAUCAAUGAUGUCUUUAAAAAAAAAAAAAAAGAAGUUUGGGGAUCAAGUGUGGGAGCUGUAACCCUGUCUGCAAUGCAUGAAAAAUGCUCCUUGAGUUAAUAAUAUAUCUAAAGAUGCCUA
Messenger RNA from Cololabis saira (Pacific saury), 844 nucleotides. RefSeq lists its product as uncharacterized. The transcript is spliced from 5 exons. Bases 85 to 732 code for a protein of 215 amino acids. Lineage: Eukaryota; Metazoa; Chordata; Actinopteri; Beloniformes; Belonidae. Gene Ontology annotation, molecular function: protein binding. The record is from RefSeq and is a predicted model, not a curated record.